Molecule: messenger RNA, 1813 nt
Organism: Vavraia culicis subsp. floridensis
Lineage: Eukaryota; Fungi; Microsporidia; Pleistophoridae
Product: small GTP-binding protein domain
Exons: 1
Coding region: 446-1795 (449 amino acids)
Biological process (GO): translation
Cellular component (GO): translation release factor complex
Molecular function (GO): GTPase activity; GTP binding; translation release factor activity
Source: RefSeq, a predicted model, not a curated record
UUAAAAUUGAGGUAUGAGCUGAGCAAGCGGGAUUGUUCGUGUAGUUGUGCGGUUUUUGCACCGGUGCACAGCGCUCAUCACCUGUCAUACGGCACGUUUUUUGUGGUGAUCUCCGCGCACCCAUGGUUUGGUAUGGAACGUGAGAGGUGCGCUAGAGCGGUUGUUGUUGACCGGUGGGUGGUACCUGGACCGGUUGUGAUGAAGAAAAUGGGUGAUGUGGGAUGAAUAGCGUGGUACAAACGGUGCUGUUCACAGGGACCGGCGUGGUUGCCAGGUUUUACACCUGGACGGCCCUGCUAAGAUCAUGACGUGUCACUUCUAGCCGUUGUGCCACGCCACAGUAUCACCGUGGCGCUGCUCCUUUCUAGUGGACCGUCAUACCGUGCUAAGGUGCACGGCCCCUUAAGCCGAUCCGAGGACUGUCUGCGCAUCAUAGCAGAGCAUCAUGCCCACCGACAGGCAAACAGGGCCAUACGCGCGAUUUAACCGUUUUAUUUUUGUGAGCCCCAUGUCGGUCAAAAAGCCAACAAUAUCCGUGGUCUUCAUCGGUCACGUGGACGCGGGCAAAAGCACACUGAGCGGGCGCGUUCUUCUGUCUCUCAACCUGGUAGAUUCUCGUUUGCUGGAGAAAUACAAGGAGGAAAGCAGAUCGCUCAACAGAGAGUCGUGGUAUCUGAGCUGGCUCACCGACACGAGUCCGAUCGAGCGCGAGAAGGGCAAGACACUUGAAACGUGCAGCACCAUCCUUGACCUGCCGCACAACCGUGUCAAUUUGCUGGACACGCCCGGCCACAAGCUGUACUUAACGGACAUGAUACGCGGGGCCAACCAGGCAGAUGUGGCCGUACUGGUGAUAUCGGCGCGAAAGGGCGAGUUUGAGGCCGGGUUUGAGCGGAGCGGACAGACACGCGAGCAUGUUAUACUUGCGAAGGCGGGCGGUGUGAAGCACUGCAUAUGUGUGAUCAACAAAAUGGAUCAGAGAAACUUUGAGGCGACGUACUUUAAGGAGAUUGUGGGGAAGCUGGACGUGUUCCUGAGGAAAAUCUUCAAAAAGGUGAUGUACGUGCCGGUGAGCGGGUAUGAAGGCAUCAAUGUUCUGUAUGAGAACGAGUUUGAUGGACGGGCGGAUGACCAGCACUCCAGUGCGUGUAAUGUCACGGGCGACAACUACAACGACAUCAACGAACAUGAGGAUGACUGGUACAGGGGUGAUUCGCUGCUCGGUAUGCUGGACAAGAUACGAGUGGAGAGGCCGUUUGGUGGCACAAUGCUGACCAUCCUGGACAAGAGCAAGAACGUGUUGCAGGUGAAGAUCGAGGAGGGCAUGGUUAAGAAGAACGAUGAGCUGUUUGCGUUGCCGGGCGGGUACAAAGUGAGCAUCAAUGCCAUUCUGGACGAUGAGGACGUAGAGAUCGAGGAUGCACGGGCCGGUGACAUUGUAAAGAUACGCGUGAACACGGACACGCUUGAAAUAGGCAACGCGCUCGCACAUGCGAUGGAAACGUGCACGGACACGUUCACGUGCCAGCUCAACGUUCUCGAUUGCAAGGGCGUGCUGAGCGUGGGGUACAAAGCGGUGCUGCACCUCAAGAUGAACAGCCUUUCGGUCAAAGUGCUCGGGCUGCAGAUCAAGAAGGGCGAGAAGGUGUACAAGACAGAGUAUGUGAGGAAGGGCGAGAAGGCGCUGGGAAAGGUUAAAAUUGAUAAGAAGGCGUAUAUCAGGGUGGGAGACUGCUUUGCGGUGCGGGAUGAGGACAUAACGGUUGCUAUAGGUGUGGUGCGAAAGGUUCUUUAAUAAAUGGUUGGUACGAAA